Molecule: messenger RNA, 2791 nt
Organism: Diorhabda sublineata
Lineage: Eukaryota; Metazoa; Arthropoda; Insecta; Coleoptera; Chrysomelidae
Product: MOXD1 homolog 1
Exons: 11
Coding region: 54-2201 (715 amino acids)
Biological process (GO): norepinephrine biosynthetic process; dopamine catabolic process; octopamine biosynthetic process
Cellular component (GO): secretory granule membrane
Molecular function (GO): copper ion binding; dopamine beta-monooxygenase activity
Source: RefSeq, a predicted model, not a curated record
GGUUAAUCGAGACAGUUUGCUAUGAAUAAUUAACAGCGUCAUAUAUAACCAAGAUGACAUUAAAAUGGUUGAGUCGAUGCAUACUACUGAUAUUUCUUCUGAAAACUAUUAGAUGUGCUACGGAAGAUUUACUCGAUCAGUAUGUUAAGCAUGUCGAAAAUGUAAAUAAUGUAAACGAAAAUAUAUAUCGUCGUAAUCGUAGAGAUACAUCUACCGAUAUAGUUUGGACACACUCAGAAGUUUUGGAUAAAGAAGGAAAGGUAAUACUGAGAUGGCAACCUAGACAUCAAGAAAUAUUAUUCAGAGUAGAAGCCAAAACUCGUGGAUACGUUGGACUGGGAUUUAGUCCAGACGGGAAAAUGGAGAAAGCUGAUAUUAUACUCGGUUGGGUGGAUGAUAAUUCUGGUGUUGCAGUUUUAAUGGAUUGCCACGGAGUACCCGCUAGCCAAGGCAGUGCACCUGUCAGAGAUGAAAUCGACAAUUAUACGUUAAUGAGGGGCCUGCAGAACUAUACGCAUACGGUCAUCGAGUUUCGAAGAGCUUUCGACACCUGCGAUCCCGACGAUUACGUUUUAUCGAGUGAUACUGUACGGGUGAUUUGGGCGCUUCACGAAUAUGAUCCGCAACGAGGCGCGGAAAUGGUUUAUCACGGUGAAAAUCGAGGAUACCAAAGUAUUCACUUAUUAGGACCGCCGCCUGUAGCUAAAAUGAGUGCUGGACACUCCACUUCAUGGGACGUUGUUUUAGAGAAUUUCAAUAUUCCACAAUACGCGGAGACGUUGUACUGGUGUAAAAUAUUCAAAGCGCCCGCUCUAAAUUCAAAGCAUCAUAUAGUUGGAUUCGAACCGAAUAUCGGUAAAAAUCAUUCUAAAAUGAUACAUCACAUGGUAAUGCACGAAUGCGAAUUGGACGAAGAAGAAGAUAUCGAAUUAUGGGAAACGUUCUCUAGAGAUAAAGGCAAAUCUUGUUAUUCUAAUAUACCGUCUUUGUGGGAUAAGUGUUUGACACCAUUAGUAGCUUGGGCAGUUGGUUCGAAAGGUGAAAAUUUUCCCAACCACGUAGGGCUACCGCUGGCGGAGAAAAAACAUUCUUUCUAUAUGUUGGAAGUUCACUUUGACAAUCCGUACGUAAAAAACGCUGUAGAUACGUCCGGUUUAAAGGUGCAUUAUACAAGCGAAUUGAGAGAAAAUGAGGCCGGUGUUUUGGUAACGGGCGUAGCGCCAUCUACACUGCAUUUUAUUCCUCCAUAUCAAACGGAAUACAAAACCGCCGGGUAUUGCAGUGUCGAUUGCACAAAAGAACUUAUCCCUAAGGAAGGUAUUAACGUCGUCUCCGUUAUGUUACAUUCGCAUUUGGCGGCGAGGAAAUUGAAAUUGAGGCAUUUUAGAGCUAUGAAAGAAUUGACGCCAUUAGCUGAAGACAAUAAAUAUGAUUUUAAUUAUCAACAAUCGAGGUCUUUACCGCAGGAUAUUCCUAUAUUACCAGGAGACGGCCUCAUAACCGAAUGUACUUAUUCGACGUUGAAUAGAAGUAAACCGACUUUGGGAGGUUAUACCACAUCAAAUGAAAUGUGUUUGGCUUUUGUAUUGCAUUAUCCAAGAACUCGACUCGCGGGAUGUUACUCCAUACCGCCGGUAAAGUAUUUCUUCGAAAAUCUUGGAAUCAAAGAAUUUUAUGGGAAGGAUAUGGGGGAAAUCGAAAAAGCGCUUCUGGAAGGAAGUAUCGAAAACGAUUCCACUACAACUUCACCCAAUAAUCAAGAAAGUAAAAUAUCUCCGGAAGUCGAUAAAAAAGUCAAAAAACACUUGAUCGAUGAUCAACAAAGUGAAUGGAAUAUCGUAUUUGAUAAAUUGGUCAUAAAAGAACCUCAAGAAUUUCGAAAUUUAACUUUUACCGAACAUUUACGUAAUAUGCCGUAUAAUGAGACCGUAUUUACAAAAACUAUGGAAAAAUAUUUCUAUGAGGGAUUGCAUUUAACGUUUUGUCGGAAAAAACACGAUAGUGUCGAUAUGAAUAAACAAAUCGUGAAACUUCCCGAAUUUCAACAGUACGAAAAAAAAGAAAACGUCCAAUGUAGUUAUCGCUCAAAAACAAUUUACACUACACACACGGUUGGGGCACAGUCUAGGAAUUCAUCCCCCGAUUUAAUUUUAUCAUUAAGUUAUUAUCUUUUGAUCAAGGUACUAACGAGUAUUAUUUAGAACCUUUGAAUUUAGAAUCGAAAAACUGAAAAAUCACAAAAGAAAUAUUUCUGCAUUUAUCGUAGAUAAUGAUCAAUUUAGUCAUGUAUAUAAAUAAGGGAUUUUGUUGAAAGUUGAAAAUAAAAACGCUUGUUUUACCAUCUUUUAAUAAUAAUUAAGGAUAUUUAUAAUUUAUGUCUCAUGUAUAUAGCAUUUUUGUUAUUAUUUUUUAUGUUAUUAAAACAUUAGAAAGUAAAAUACAGAUAACAUCCAGAAAUAUUUAUGAUUUGGUCGAUAAUCAUUUUUCUUUUACAAAUUUAAAUCCGAUUUGUUCGAAUUUUUUAUUUAUUAUUUAUUCAUAAGAAAAUUGUAUAUUUUUGCAAGUCGGAAAAAUAAUUCAUUUUGUACAUUUUGAUGUAUAUAAGGAUUCGUACCAAAAAAUUAGAUUGUAAUAUUACAUUAUUAAGUAAACUGUGCUGUGAAUUAAUUCGACAUACACAACGAUCAAUUUCAAUUGAUUCGUAUGUAUUUAUUUAUGAUAUAAUUAGAUUUCACUAGAUAUAUUCCGUACCACUACAUUAUUUUAAUACAAUUAUAUCUUUUUGCAGAAA